Molecule: messenger RNA, 1044 nt
Organism: Prunus armeniaca (apricot)
Lineage: Eukaryota; Viridiplantae; Streptophyta; Magnoliopsida; Rosales; Rosaceae
Source: the annotation of a GenBank genome assembly
AUGAUAUUCCCUCCAGUUUUCUUUACAAGUAUGAUCCACGUGAUGGUUCACUUGCUAGAAGAGGCAUUGCUUGCUGGUCCUGUCAACUAUCGAUGGAUGUAUCCAAUAGAAAUGCUUCUCGGAGAGCUGAAAAAAACUGUACGCAACAGGGCGAAGCCCGAAGGAUCAAUUAUAGAGCCUUGGGUUCAAUAUGAGUCACUUACUUUGUAUGAAAUGUAUUUAAAAGAAGUGGACAUGACUUUCAAUCGUCCUCAGUGCAAUAAUGACAGAGGUCUGAGAAAUGAGAAACUUUCUAUUUUUUCCCAAAGCGCUCGUCCCUUUAGAGAUCCUGUACGAGGAGAGUCGUUUUCCAGAAAUGACAUGGAGGUAGCGCAUUGGUUCGUACUGAACAAUUGUGAUGAGAUAAUGGCAUACUUAGAUGAGCAUGAAGAUAUGAUGAAACGAGAACAACCAUCACAUUUGUAUGCCAAGAAACAUCGUGAAUUGUUUCCACAAUGGUUUUUGGAUUUUGUGAAUAAGUUAAAACCAUCGAAUUCCCCCUCUUACAGUGAAGAGUUAUAUAACUUGGCGUUCGGCCCGAUUCGCACUAAAUUGUUCUUAGGUUGCCAUGUUAGCAAUGUCAAGUUUUUGGGGACUGCACGAGAUGACAAAUUGUGUACGCAAAACAGCGGUGUCCAUGUCCCAGGUGGAGGCAAAAGUACGGACAUUGAUUUCUAUGGCAAACUCACAACUAUCGUGCAAUUGCUUUACAAAAACCGAUACCAAGUGAUCAUGUUUAAGUGUCGAUGGUUUGAUACAAACCCAAAUAGGCAGGGAAAUGUUAAAAUCGACCAUGGCUUACUAUCAGUGAACAUGAACAGAACUUUGUAUGAUGAUGACCGUUACAUUUUGGCAAACAUGGCAAAACAGAUUGUGUAUCUAGAUGACCCUAAAGCCGGGAGCGGUUGGAAAGUUGUUCAACAGAUGGAUCAGAGGAACAUGUAUGCUAUACCAGAACUAGACCCAAUUGACAACAACGUCGACAACUUCACUGACCAACGUUAA